CGCCGUGCGUUCGUGUGCAUAUAUGCGUCCCCUGCCAUCCGACUCGACGUUUUGCGCCAGGCAGACCGGCGUGAACUACGGCGAUGACCCCGACAGAUGCCAGAUAUGCUCUGUAGACUUGAGCAAGAAGCGGCUGCACGAGCGGCAGGCGCACUACGAAACACACUUUGGUGACGAGUCGCAGCGAAAACGGCGUGCGUCGAAACCCCCUGGUCAUACACCGACGAUAACGACGAAGAGCGUGAUGCCUCCGUUUCUUCGGCCGCAUGACCCCACGAAGGAGAACGUGUUCUGGUACCCCGCACACUCGCGCUCGCCGCCGCCUAACUUCACCCCGGGGCUCAUCCCGGUACUGAAGCGCGCGUUGCUGAAGAGCCACGCGCAGGGCAAAACACAGCGCGCGGUGCUGUGCUACGAGCGCGCGGUGCACGUUGCGACGGAGAACUGGGACAUGGGAUGGGGGUGCGGGUACCGGAACUUCUUGAUGGCCUGCGCGGCGCUCAUGGACCAACCAUUUCAACAACUUUACUGGCCGAUCAUCGACGCAGAACCCUCUCCCGGGGUUCGCAACUUGCAAACAUGGAUCGAGGCUGCAUGGAAGCAAGGAUAUGACGCAGACGGUGCUGACCAGCUCAAGCACAAGCUCGUAGGAACCAGCAAAUGGAUCGGCACGGCAGAAUUAUACGUAGCCCUCAUCUCCCGCGGCAUUCCCGCCCAGCUCGUCGACUUUGACCUGACCACCACCCCGCGCGGCGUCUCCGCGCUUCUCGACUGGAUCCAAUCCUACUUCACCCCGCCGGCGCUGCCCGCAAACACCGACGGAACCGCGAACGUGGCGGACGCCCUCCGGGGCGCGGCGCCGGUCGUGUGCACGGACCGGAUGCCGCUCGUGCUCCAGCACGCGGGCCAUUCGCGCACGGUCGUCGGGUACGAGCUCGCGCGCGGCGGCGAGGUGCGCCUCCUCAUCUUCGAUCCGUCGAGGAAACCGAAGAGGGAGCUCCGCCAGGCGGGCCUGGAAUCCGUCCCGCCGCGCGACGCGCUGGCAGCAGCAGCAGCCGGGCGCGCCGUUCCUCCUCCUCCGACGACGACGACCGGCACGACGCAGACCGGGGCGCCGUCGAGCAGCAAGGGUGGCGGCAAGCGACGGCACAUCGGCGAGCUGAUGCAGAUGGCGCUCCACCCGUUGCGGGGCGCGAAGAAACCGCGGACCGCCGGAUCCGGCGGCGGGUCGACGGGCGCGGGCAUGCACGACGCGAUCGUGGUGGACGCGAGCGACGGCGAGGAUAUCGAGGAGGUGGUGGAGGAGGAGGAGGAGGAGGAGGUGCAAUUUGUCGGAAGCGGCGCGAGCGGGGCGAGGCUCGUCGCGGGCGGGAGGGCGGCGGUGGACGCGCUCGAGCCGGCGAAGGUGCUGAACAUGUUCCGGUUCGGGGCGAAGGACCUCAGGAAGAAGAACAAGUAUCAGGUACUGUACUUCCCGAUGACGGACCCGCUGGACGAGCGCGCGAGGAAGGCGCGGAGGGUGAUCACCAGCGAGGUCGGAUGCUGAUCGACGCUAUCGUCCCACACACGGCAUAACAUCCAGUUCUGACAUUGGCGUCACUAAACUACCUUACAUAUUACCUCUCAUCAGGGACAUAAUAUAUGCCUGCUCUCUAUCGUAUACUCCGACGAUGUAUAUAAUACACGAGAAAAUGAAGUUUACUAUUAGAAGUCUACGCUGUUCACGCAGACGCCAUCACGACGUCCCCGCCUUUAUCCACCCCCACCCCUACCACCGCCCCCUUCCCGUCCGCGAGCCCGCUCAACGGGAGCACGUCGAGGCCCGCGACCGCGCUCCGCACCGCGCGCUCCCAAGCUUCCUCGACGCGGUACCCGCCCGCGCGCAUGACGCCGUCGCGGUCGCGCCGGACGGGCUCGCUCCACGGAUCGUCGUACGCGGGCAGGAGCGCGUACCGGUCGUCGUACGCGUCAUACGCGUCCUGCAGCGGGACGUGCGGCGCGUCCGGCACCGCCGCGCGCCGUCCCAACAGCCUGCUCCGGCUCUGGCUCUGCUGUUGGAGUUGGAGUUGUUGUUGUUGCUGCUGUUGGAGGGCGUGGGCGCGCUUGAGCUUUUCGACGGCGCGGACGGCCUCGUCGGCGUCCUGCGCGCCGGCGAGGGUGUCGAUGAGCGAGGUGCGCUCGCGCUCGCGCGCGGCUUUGAGCGACUGGUCUUCGGAGGCGAGCGCGCGGGCGCGGAGGAGGCGUUCUUGCCGGGCGAGGUCUUCGGACUCGCGCAGGGCUUGGGCGGCGGCGGAUUCGAGGGCGGCGUUGGAGGCGGUGAGGGCGGCGUUGGCGGCGCGGUAGGCGGCGAUGCGCGCUUCGGUGCCGGGGAGGUCGAUGUCGUUGAUGAGGUUGAAGGUGAUGUCUUCGACUUCUUCGAGGUAGUCGUUGUAGGCGCGGAGAGAGUCGAAGUCUUCGCGGCGCUUGUUGAACUCUUUUGCGAUGCGCCGCCGGAUGGCGACCUCCUUCUCGACGCCGAGGUCUUCGAACGUUUGCGGCAUGAACGCGAGCUUGCGCAAGACCUUGUUGCAGAUCGGGCACGGCGCAGGGCCGAGCGUGAACAGCCGGUCGAUGCACGAUUCACACAUUUUGUGGUAGCACGAGCUGACGAGCAGGCGCAGCUUCGGGUUGAGGUAGCGGUCCGACUUGCAGACCGGACACUGGUCGUCCAUCGCCUGGCGUCGGUUCGCGGUCGGUCAGUUUGACGGAGCUUUAUGCCUCGGCAGGUGCGAGACUGACGAAGUACUCGGCGGUGCGCCCGGACGGAUCCUUCACCCCGCCCGCGAACACGCCCGUCGAUCCGGUGUUCUGCACGCUCGGCGUAUGCGACCGCGAGCUCGAGGCCGUGCUCGCGGUCCCGCCUGCGCCCUUGCGCACCGUCGUGCCCUUCAGCCAUCCCCCGACGUUCGGCCGCGCCGCCAUGGCUGUCGGUCGUCAGCAACCUCCGCUUCUCCGCCCCUGAGUAGUACAAAGCACCAAAUCUCUGAGUCAGUCAACCAGGUGUGUGCGAGCAAGCUUUCAGGAAAAGGAGGAC
This is a messenger RNA of Punctularia strigosozonata HHB-11173 SS5, 3073 nucleotides long. Its product is annotated as DUF1671-domain-containing protein. Lineage: Eukaryota; Fungi; Basidiomycota; Agaricomycetes; Corticiales; Punctulariaceae. Bases 23 to 1546 code for a protein of 507 amino acids. The record is from RefSeq and is a predicted model, not a curated record. The transcript is spliced from 11 exons.